Molecule: messenger RNA, 2281 nt
Organism: Epinephelus fuscoguttatus (brown-marbled grouper)
Lineage: Eukaryota; Metazoa; Chordata; Actinopteri; Perciformes; Serranidae
Gene: kcnj6
Product: potassium inwardly rectifying channel subfamily J member 6
Exons: 3
Coding region: 221-1471 (416 amino acids)
Biological process (GO): potassium ion import across plasma membrane; regulation of monoatomic ion transmembrane transport
Cellular component (GO): plasma membrane
Molecular function (GO): G-protein activated inward rectifier potassium channel activity
Source: RefSeq, a predicted model, not a curated record
UCUCCCAGCUGAGGGGUGGAGGCUGACGGCUGAUGCCUUUCUGAGGAGAGGAUGGAGGAAACAGGGAAUUAGCGGCUCUUCUUCAGUCGGUGUUCGCAGAGACAGAGCCGUGAUCAGCAGCCUCAGCAGGGACAUUUGUCUUUUCAUGGGGCAACAAACGGCUUAAAAUGACCCGGGGAGUGAAUCUGCAGCGCGAGGCUUGAAUCCACCCAGAAACCCCAUGGAGCAGGAUGUGGAGAGCCCGGCCUACAUCAAACAGCCCAAGCUGCCAAAGCAGGCCCGUGAGGACCUGCCUAAAAAGCUGGCAGAAAUGGACAGAGCAAAGAGGAUCCAGCGGUACGUCCAGAAAGAUGGAAAGUGCAACGUCCAUCACGGGAAUGUUCGAGAGACGUACCGCUACCUGUCAGACAUUUUCACCACGCUGGUAGAUCUCAAAUGGAGGUUCAACCUGUUUAUCUUCGUGUUGGUGUACACCGUGACGUGGCUCUUCUUCGGCUUCAUGUGGUGGCUUAUUGCGUACCUUCGAGGGGAUCUGGACCAUUUAGCGGACAACCAGUGGACUCCGUGUGUCAAUAACCUCAAUGGGUUUGUAUCAGCUUUUCUGUUCUCCAUUGAGACUGAGACCACCAUCGGUUACGGGUACAGAGUCAUCACAGACAAGUGCCCAGAGGGGAUCCUUCUGCUUUUAGUUCAGUCGGUGCUGGGAUCUAUCGUGAACGCCUUCAUGGUGGGUUGCAUGUUUGUUAAGAUCUCACAACCCAAGAAGCGAGCUGAGACACUAGUGUUUUCCACCAAUGCGGUCAUCUCAAUGAGAGAUGGACGGCUGUGCCUGAUGUUCAGAGUCGGAGACCUCCGAAACUCGCACAUCGUGGAGGCUUCAAUCAGGGCCAAGCUUAUCAAGUCGAAGCAGACCAAGGAAGGGGAGUUCAUCCCUUUGAACCAGACGGACAUAAAUGUGGGUUACAACACGGGAGAUGACAGGCUCUUCCUGGUGUCGCCGCUCAUCAUCUGCCAUGAGAUCAACCAGAACAGCCCCUUCUGGGAGAUCUCACAGGCCCACCUGGCCAAGGAUGAGCUGGAGAUCGUUGUGAUUCUGGAGGGAAUGGUGGAGGCCACAGGCAUGACGUGCCAGGCGAGGAGUUCAUACAUCAGCAGUGAGAUCAAGUGGGGCUACCGCUUCACCCCAGUCCUGACGCUGGAGGACGGCUUCUACGAGGUGGACUACAACAGCUUCCACGACAUCUAUGAAACUAACACACCCACCUGCAGUGCCAAAGAGCUCGCUGAUAUGACCAAUCGCGCCCGCUUGCCCCUCACCUGGUCACUGGCCAGCAAGCUCAGCCAGCAGGGGCUGCCGGAGUCGGAGCAGGAGGGCCAGGAGACCAAGACCAGCCUGGAUGACCAGGGGAAGAGCCAGCAGACUGAGAGGAAUGGGGACAUUGCCAACUUAGAGAGUGAGUCCAAAGUGUGAUAGAGGGACAGAAAGUCUGAGGUCCAUAUGAGAUUAUUGUGUGCACUCCGGUUUCGUACGGACACACAAGCUCGCGAAGCACAGGUGAGAGUUUGAGGUACUUAAACGAGGACCAGUGAGCACAGUAGACCAAGUAUCCCUGCACCAAGAACCACUUCUUCUCAGUGAUUUCACAGUUACCCCAAAAACAACAAACCAAGUAGACAUGUGGCCCACCGCUGAACUGAAAAUCCUCUGCGGGACGUGCAUGUUUCAAAUAUAAUGUGAUGUCCUCCUGAUGAGAUUCCUAUUAUUUUUUCUAUUAAGAUAUUACUAGGGGCAUUUGCAUAAGUAUUUUUGUAUAUACUACAAAAUGUUUUGAAUUCUUUGUUUUGUUGCAGUGUGAAUAUUUGACAGAUGUUUGAUACUAAUUCUUUUAGGUUAGUUCUGUAUAUUCUCUGCCUUACUGUAUGUAUAAAGCUUUCAUUAUUCGUUUUUUUCAGAAAUACUAUAUUAGCAUGUAUAAACGUUCUCUGCAGUUAAUUUAUCUUGUAUUGUGUAUAUACUGUAAUGUUAUAAGGAACACAUACCGCUCAAUGGAUGCAAACACUAGUUUAAACCAAUGACAAAUACUUCCCCACAUGAUAAAUGUUUGUUUAAGGUAGUACUUCACACUGCGUUUCCUUUAGAAGCCAUGACUUGCUGUUUACAGCUGGGUGACUUCAGACAACGGCCCUUUAACAACUGCAUCUUGUCACUUUUGCACAGCGGAGGCCUCUGAUGGAGAAGGUUAGCCGCUGUUUCUGUCUCCGGAAAUCCUUCACAUGUCAC